Messenger RNA from Rotaria sordida, 552 nucleotides. The record is from the annotation of a GenBank genome assembly. NCBI's taxonomy places the organism in Eukaryota, Metazoa, Rotifera, Eurotatoria, Philodinida, Philodinidae.
AUGCUGCCGGAUAAACGAAUAAUUGCGAUAGCAGCAGCGAUUAUACUAGCUGUGGCUUGGAUAUUUUAUGUUGCAGGCAACGCUGCUCCGUCAUGGGGUCAACAAGAUUCUGUACGAAUCUUACUGGAUCGAAUGCCUCGACUUUAUUCGUUAAGAAUCAAUAAACGUUUUGUUUUACAUUUGUUACAAUCAAAAAUUACUAGUAGAUCAAUUGGUCGCCUUGAUUUAAUGCAUAGUUCGGAUUGGGGAUAUCUUGAGAAUAUAGAACUUUCUUUAUUGGCCAAUUCGCCAUUAGGACGUCAAUGUGAAGUUCUUUUAAUAAAAGUCUCAGUUCGAGAAAAUAUUUUUGAUCUUAUCAAUACAAUGCCAAAUCUUCGAGCAUUAACAUGUUCGAUUAUUUCACUUCAACAAGUGAAGUCAAAUGAUGAUGAAGCAUCAUCAUCGAAUAUGAUCAAGUAUGAUCUUCUCUGGUUACAAAAUUAUUUGUCAUUUACGUCUUCUAUUCAUCUGAAACCUCUACGUAAAACAAAUAUUCAAUUAUGGAUUCAGUAA